This is a messenger RNA of Didymodactylos carnosus, 1746 nucleotides long. The record is from the annotation of a GenBank genome assembly. Lineage: Eukaryota; Metazoa; Rotifera; Eurotatoria; Philodinida; Philodinidae.
AUGUGGUCAACCGGGACAUUAUGCUCGCGGCUGUUUAAACAAAUAACGGGGUUUCCAGAUGGUGAUGCCCCUGAUUUAGAACAAAACCCAUCUUUAAUAUUUAUUCGCGUACUUGCAAAUAACCGUUUCGUUCACGCUCUAGUCGAUACUGGUGCCAACACUUCUCUUAUUCAAAAACCAUUAUUAUCUAAGCUUUAUCGUUCUCCACCUAUUCAACCAACAUCAAUAUCUGCGAAACUAGGCGACGGCACCACCUUGUUGAAGACUUAUGGCUACGUGAACCUUCCAGUUACAAUUAAUAACAUUAAGACUUUUGUUAAAGCUUUGGUCGUUGAUUCAUUAACGUCGGAAUUUAUCUUAAGCAAUGACUGGCGACAGACACAUAAAGUACAUAUUUUAGAUGAUCGCUUAACCCUUCGUCAUCAUGGCCUGCAAACGUCCGUUCAAUUUGAACCUAACGUGUCUGUACCCGUUCGUCUUACAUCUACGAUUCAACUACUUCCACGUGAAGAAUAUCUAGUAGCCGUUACGUUGCCGAUCUUCAGGGCCGCCACAGUUUAUUUUAAAUCUAAUUCUCAGCUGCAAUUCAAUAAAAACGUUAUGCUGUCGGAUGGUUUAUUGAAUGUUAAGAAUUAUAAAGGUGCUUUAAUAGUAUACAAUCCGUCUUCAUUUCCUCGCACAUUACCAAUUAACACACUAGUAGGUAAUGCCACGUUUCUUGACACAAGACAAUCUCGAUUUCACUCUGUUACCGAAGUUCCAUCGUUCGUAAGUGCUAUUAAUACGCCUGUGGUCCUUUCGCACAUUUCUACUGAACCUUCCGUGCUAUCGCCAACACAUCACAUACCGUCACAACAUAAUACGCUUCUCGAUACGGUAUCUCGUCUCACCGACCACCUUCAUGACAAAACUGAUGCCACGAACGUCCAACAGAUCUUGUAUCAGCAUCUACAAUUAUUCGACACUUCCGUACCAACACAGGCUUCUAUAAAAAAUUUACAUACUAUUAAUACUGGCGAUCAUCCACCAGUAAACUCGAAACCAUAUCCUAAACCUAUACACGAACGUAAACAGUUACAGAAUGAAAUGGACAAAUUUUUAAAAUAUUGUAUUGCCUCACCGUCUAAUUCGCCUUGGUCGUCACCGGUCAUUCUGCAAGAAAAAAAUAAUGGCGAGUUUUGUUUUUUGGUUGACUAUCGGAAGCUCAACGCAGUCACCAAGAAAGAUGCCUAUCCACAACCUACAGUUGAAGAAUUAAUUAAUCGUCUAGGUGGCCAUAAAUAUUUCACGAAAUUAGACUUAAAGUCAGACAACUUUCAAAUACCGAUCAAUCUAAAAGAUCGAGAAAAGACUGCUUUUAUUACCCAAGACGGUCUGUACCAAUUUAAUGUCCAUCCUCAGGGUGUGAUGAACGGGUCUCCGACUUUCGAACGCGUAAUGAACAAUUUGAAUGGAAAUGGACGCUUGGAUUAUGUUUUGGUAUAUUUGGACGAUAUCGUGAUAUUUUCUAAAAGUCGGGACGAUCACUUAAAACAUAUCGCCAAAAUUCUCUCAAUUCUUCAUGAAGCUAAUUUUCAACUAAAUCCUGGCAAAUGUACCAUCAUGACUACAAAAUUAGAGUUUCUCGGACAUACCAUCACCGAACAACAAAUAACACCAUCUCAAGAUCGUAUACAAGCAAUAUUGAACUUAGAAGAACCAAGGACGUUAAAACAAGCAAACAGAUUUAUCGAAAAAAUGAAUUAG